GUCAUAAACUGUCGCGAAACUGAUAGCGCAAAUUCACACUCGUCUGAUCCCGAUCUUGGGUCAAAUCAAAUAAGCUCAAAAUACAAAUAAUACAAAAUACAAAUUAAUUUCGUAUUUAUUCACUAAAAUGGAACAAAAUUACUGCUCAAUUUGUCUACUUUGUCUUAUAGUAGAGGAGGGCAAGUAAAGUACCCUGGCGGACACAAUAAUAAACAGGCUGCAUAACUGGACGUAUUGGUGAAAAAUGGGCUUGAGCGGCAAAGGGAACUGCAACCAGCACAAAGUUUGGGAACGACCCUUACUUCUGAGUAUUUGCAUCGUUCCGAUAAACACUUUUUUAUUGAUAUUUAAGCGCAUGGCUUACAAACUGAAUACCUUUAAUGUUUGCGUUUGAUAAUAACGAUCGCCAUACUGGUAUACGAUAUAUACUGGGAAAGCUUAACUCAUAGCAACCGUGCCUGGAAGCAACCCUGGCCAAAACAUCGAUAACGAUAACAUCACUAAAUUUGAUAACACUGGCUGAAAAAAAAAAAACAAACAAAUUUAAUUAAUAUUUAUAAAGAAAUAAACAAGGUUUCAAAAGAGCUGAGAAUUAAAAUGUUGAUAGUUAAAAUGAUGACAAUUAUGCUUUUAUUAGCAUUUACUGCUUUUCUGGCCCCUGUGGAAGCAAAAUAUCUUAAAUGUCCCGAAUCGACUACAAAAUGUGGAUGCUCCAUACGAGUCUCGAUCGAUAUCGAUGGACAUGCCUCUGCGGACUGCUCCAAUCAACCCAGCCUGGACUUUGAAUGUUUGGCAGCCUUGAAACCCAAAUCCCUGAAUCUCUCUGGCAAUAGUUUGAAGGAAGUCCCAUACUUGCUCAAUGACACCGGUUUCCAGCACUUGAAGCACCUCGAUCUGUCCAAUAACAACAUUGAAAUGCUCUCCCAAUGGAACUUCGGAUCAAUGCUUGGUCUGGAAAGCAUAAACCUCAGCGGAAACCAGCUAACAGACUUGCCCAGAUAUGCCGUAAAAGUAGACCUCAUUGACAUUAGCAACAAUAAUCUCACCGAUAUUGACAGUAUUAUAGGCCUGGUUAACACCCAGGCAAUAGUCAAAGGCAACCCAAUCAGGUGCAGGCCGAGCACUCCAAUGGUGAAGAGGAUUUACGACACGGGCAGGAAUGUUACUCUGGAUUGCAUUUAUGGAGACUCUGAAAUUCCCCGCCCCUUACCAAUCCAGUUGCGAGAUGAGGUCAACGAAAAUGAAACUGCGAGCAUGUGGAAUAUUUGGCACUUUCUAUACUUUAUAGUAGCUAUGCUGUUCGGAUUUUGUAUCUACAUUUAUCGUCUAGACUAUUGCAACUGAUGAAGUUUCUCAAAUGCAUUUAAUUAAAUUAAAUUAAUUGGCCGAAGCUCUCCACACAUCACUCAUAAAAUUAAUUCCGUCAAAGUAUUCUCUCCAUCAUAUCCCUCCUAUCUUCUAUUUUGAACUAAUUUGCCUUUUCCUUUUAAUGCAGUCUAUAGUAUAGUUCUUUUAAUAAUUACAAGUAUUAAAUAAAAGCAAGUUUAUGUGUUGAUGUGUGCGAGAAAUAG
Messenger RNA from Drosophila obscura, 1571 nucleotides. Its product is annotated as leucine-rich repeat neuronal protein 3-like. The transcript has 4 exons. The record is from RefSeq and is a predicted model, not a curated record. Gene Ontology annotation, molecular function: protein binding. Gene Ontology annotation, cellular component: cytoplasm. The coding region runs from base 598 to 1344 and encodes 248 amino acids. NCBI's taxonomy places the organism in Eukaryota, Metazoa, Arthropoda, Insecta, Diptera, Drosophilidae.